CCAACACCCAUCAACAGCACGCAACACCCCACAAACACUUGGGUCUCGUUUCGGGUUCACCUCUGUCGUCGUUAUCGCCCAAUAUUAAACCGGUUGCGCUGCCGUCUAAUUGCUCAAACGCAUGAACGCCGUGCCAAGUGGUGGUCGAAAUAGCUCCACUCUCGAGAAACUCCUCCUCCAUCUCCUCCGCUAAGAAGUAAAUAAACAAAGAUGUCGCUGAAGAACGAGAAAGUUGGCAUUGUGGGCAGCGGUCUCAUCGGUCGCUCGUGGUCCAUGCUGUUCGCCUCGGUGGGCUACCAGGUGGUCCUGUACGACAUCCUGCCCGAGCAGGUGUCCACCGCCCUGACGGCCACCCAGAAGGAGCUGCAGGAACUGGAGGCGAAGGGUCUGCUCCGCGGCAAGCUGACGGCCGCCCAGCAAUUCAGCUGCAUUUCGGGCACCAACGACAUCAAGGAGCUGGUCAAGGGCGCCAUUUUCGUUCAGGAGUGCAUCCCCGAGCGUCUGGACCUCAAAAAGGCUCUGUACAAACAGCUGGACGCUGUUGUCGGACCCAACACCAUCCUCUCCAGCUCCACCAGCACUUUUCUGCCCUCCCUCUUCAGCGCGGACCUGAAAAACAAGGCCAAUGUUUUGGUCUCGCAUCCCGUCAACCCGCCGUACUAUGUGCCGCUGGUGGAGAUCGUGCCGGCGCCGUGGACGAAACCUGAGUGGGUGAAGAAGACCCGUGCUCUGAUGGACGAGAUUGGCCAGAAACCGGUAACGCUGUCGCGCGAAAUCGAGGGCUUUGCCCUUAACCGCAUCCAGUACGCCAUCCUCAACGAGACCUGGCGCUUGGUCGAGGCCGGUAUCCUCAACGUGAAGGACAUCGACAGCGUGAUGAGCAAUGGACUGGGUCCGCGUUACGCCUUCCUCGGCCCUCUGGAGACUGCCCAUCUGAACGCCGAGGGCAUGGCCAACUACUUCGAGCGCUACACGGAAACCAUCUACAAUGUCAGCAAGACGAUGGGUCCCACGCCAAGAAUGGAGGGUCCCGUCGCCGAGGAGGUGGCCAAGCAGCUGGGCGAGAUGGUGCCGCUGGAUCAGCUCGCCGCCCGCCGCAACUACCGCGACAACUGCCUCACCCAGUUGGCCAUUCUCAAGAGCAAGCUCAACAAGUAACUGGUUAUUUUUUCUCUUUUCGCUUUUUUUUUGUGAUAUGCUAGCGCCACAUCGUUAAAUAUACGAAAACAGUUAAUCUGAUAAACAAA
Drosophila ficusphila is the source of this 1247-nucleotide messenger RNA. It is a transcript of the gene Had1, whose product is annotated as lambda-crystallin homolog. Gene Ontology annotation, biological process: fatty acid metabolic process. The coding region runs from base 211 to 1158 and encodes 315 amino acids. The transcript is spliced from 3 exons. Gene Ontology annotation, molecular function: NAD+ binding; oxidoreductase activity, acting on the CH-OH group of donors, NAD or NADP as acceptor. Lineage: Eukaryota; Metazoa; Arthropoda; Insecta; Diptera; Drosophilidae. The record is from RefSeq and is a predicted model, not a curated record.